UGAACAAUACACAGUCACCUGACCGGGGUGAGAUCUAUAAGACUGGGAGUCCGUGUGGAUGUAAUUCACAAGACAGCCUGCUGUACCAAGCUGAGACCUUUUGUGACAUACAACUGAAGCCGCUCCUCUAGUCAUCAUGCGUCUGGUGUUCACUUUUGCUCUUCUGUUGCUCUCUGUGAGCUUCGGUGGAGCGCUGAAGUGCAACUUCUGUAUGAGUAGGGGAAACUCCUGCGUGCCCUCUGUGCAGACGUGCCCGCGCUACAUGGACGCCUGUGGCAGCGUGCUCUACAUCUCGCCGUAUCUAGGCAUCACCCGCAACUGCAUGAACAUGGCGACGUGCCAGACCUUCAUGCACAUGCCCAACGUGGCGGCCAUCUGCUGCAGCACCGACCUCUGCAACUAAACGGCCUGCACACUGGGUGUGGCCUCACCCUCUGCGGAUGAACCUGCCGCCCAUUACAGAUAAGCUUCCCCUCCUGGCAGAGCAGUCCGCUAUCCGCUGUCUUGCUGAAGCUCCACUCUCUUGAAAUGAUGACCCACCUCUAGGCCAGCCUAUGACAUUGGAGCUUCAAGUCAAGACUGACAGUGGACAGGACCAUUCACUGAGUGUAGUUAUGUGUCCAUCAGAACCAUCAUUCAAAACAAUAAAUCAUCUCUUUUCAUA
Clupea harengus (Atlantic herring) is the source of this 664-nucleotide messenger RNA. RefSeq lists its product as uncharacterized. The record is from RefSeq and is a predicted model, not a curated record. NCBI's taxonomy places the organism in Eukaryota, Metazoa, Chordata, Actinopteri, Clupeiformes, Clupeidae.